Molecule: messenger RNA, 1809 nt
Organism: Malurus melanocephalus (red-backed fairy wren)
Lineage: Eukaryota; Metazoa; Chordata; Aves; Passeriformes; Maluridae
Product: vacuolar fusion protein MON1 homolog B-like
Exons: 5
Biological process (GO): vesicle-mediated transport; protein targeting to vacuole
Source: RefSeq, a predicted model, not a curated record
GGGAAUGAGGAGGAGGACAAGGAGGUGGCAGCAGUGGUGACAGCCACAAUGUCCCUGGGGUGCCACCCCGAUGAAGAGGAGGAGGUGGCAGUGGCCAUGACAUCCCCGGGUGGGCUGUGUGGGGGGGGUGAGGGUGUGGUGGCAGCAGUGACAACAGGAGCAGCCACAACGUCCCAGGGGUGUCAUCCAAGUGCAGAAGAGGAGGUGACCACAGCGGUGACGUUCCUGGGGUGUCCCCCCACUGGGGAUGAGGAGGAGGAGGUGACAGCAGAGGUGACAGCGGCGGUGACGUCCCCGGRCUGUMAACCCGGUGAKGAGGAGGAGAUGACCACARCAGUWACGUCSCCACAGUGUCCCCCUSYUGGGGAUGAAGWGGAGGUGACAGCAWYGGUGACAUCCCCAGCAUGUSACCCCAGUGAGGAGGAUGMRGAGGAGGAGGAGRUGACAGCAAUGGUGACAUCCCCAGGGUGUCACCCCGGUGAGGAGGAGGAGGAGGUGACGGCGGCAGUAACGGCAGCAGCGGCCACAUCGGCCCCAGGCGGGCGACGUGGCGCGGAUGAGGACGUGGCGGCCGCGGGCUGGCGAGCGCGGCGCAAACACGUGUUYGUGCUCAGCGAGGCCGGGAAGCCGAUCUACUCCCGGCACGGCAACGAGGAGGCGCUGGCAGCCACCAUGGGGGUCAUGAUGGCCCUCGUGUCCUUCAUCCAGAGCGGCGGCAACGCCAUCCGCGCCAUCUGCUCCGAGGACCGCACGCUGGUGUUCGAGCAGCGGGGCCCGCUGCUGCUGGUGUCGGUGUCCCGCACGCGGCAGUCGGCGGCGCAGCUGCGGCGGGAGCUGGCGUUCGUGCACGAGCAGAUCCUGUCGCUGCUGACCCGCGGGGGCAUCGCCCGCGUCUUCGCGCGGCGCCGCGGCUUCGACCUGCGCCGGCUGCUGGCGGGUGCCGAGGCCGUGCUGGACCGGCUGCUCUGCGGGGCGGCGGCGGACGGGCGGCUGCUGCUGGGGGCCGCCCGCUGCCUGCCCCUGGGCGGGCGGCUGUGCGCCAGCGACCUCCACCUGCUGCUCAACCUGCUGGGCGGCGGGGCGGGGGCGGGCGCGGGCGAGGUGUGGACCCCGGUGUGCCUGCCCCGCUUCAACCCCGACGGCUACUUCUACGCCUACGCGGCGCGGCUGGGCGAGGAGGAUGAGGAGGGUGUGACGCUGAUCCUGCUGUCCACGGAGCGCGAAGGCUUCUACGCGGCGGCCGCGUGCCGGCGGCAGCUGGAGGACACGCUGCGGGCGCAGGGCUGGCUGGCCGAGCUGGGGGCGGCCGUGCGCGGGGGAGCGGGCUAYGGCCCCUCCCGGCCCGGUGCCCCCGAGCUCCGGCACUUCCUCUACAAGCCUUUGGAGGGGCCGGAGGAGAUGCAGCAGCUGCCGCAGUUCACCAGCCCCGAGCUGGAGGAGCCCUACACCAGCGAGGAGGAGCAGCACCGGCUCUUCGACCUGUACCACUACCUGCACAGCCGUGUGCACAGCCCGCACCGGCCCCUGCGCCUGCUCUACCAUGUGGCUGAGAAGGAAACGCUCCUGGCCUGGGUGACCAGCAAGUUCGAGCUGUACAGCUGCUUCAGCCCGCUGGUGACGAAGGCGGGCGCCAUCGCGGUGCUGACCAAGCUGCUGCGCUGGCUCAAGAAGGAGGAGGACUGGCUGUUCAUCCGCUACCCGGCGCCGUUCUGUGCCGCACCCGCGCGCCCCGAGGGGCCCGAGCCUGAGGGCUGACAAUAAAUGCUGAGACCCCGGGGAGAGUCCUGAGUCUGGGGGGACUGGGGGUGA